AUGACGCGCACCUGGACGUAAUCAGUCCCAGAAGGUAAACAGCAGCAGAGCAGCGAACCAUCACGUCAUCGUGUUUUGUGUUUCCAGCAUCUUUCAGUUCACAGAUGAUCCAGCAGAGGGCAGUGUACCGCUGUCUGUCUGUCUGUCUGUCUGUCUGUCUGUCUGUCUGUCUGUCUGUCUGUCUGCUGCUGCUGCCUUCAAGUCCGUCAGGAAACAUCACAUCCAUGUUUCACACAGGUGUGAUGUGUGAGUGAUGUCAGCUCUCUGCCGGCUGCUGAUUGGUCCACAGACAGCAGAUGAUGAAAACUGAAACCUUCAUUCAUAAUUCAGGAGCUGCAGUUUGUCUCUUUAACUCAGACAGGCCGACGACCUCAACAUGGAGUCAGACAGCCUCGAAGGUGAGACCUGUCUCAGUGUCUCCAGAGUCUCCGUGAAGCUCCUGUCUCUACAGAGACUCUGUCACCUGGACAUGGUGUAUGUUCGCCACAUCACAGCGGCCGUCCUCCCGCAGCAGGAAGUGAGGCUGGACAGACAGGAAGUGAGCCGGACUCUAAACAGGAUGUUCCACAGCGUGUCACAGGAAGUAGAAGGUCAUGUGACUGAAGAGGCCGCGGAGGAGACAAGCAGUCUGAUGUUCACUCUCUACGACCGGAGUCAGUCUGGUUUUAUUUCGGCUGCUUCUCUUCAGACGGCUCUGAUUUCUCUCUCAGCUGAAACUCCUCUGCUCAAAUACACAGCUCUGCUGAGUGUUGCAGAGGAUGGUUCAGGAUCAGUCAGUCGCUCUGGACUCAGAUCUCUACUGCAGGACCUCAGCCUGGUUGUCCAGGAGGACAGCAGAGUAUUUGGAAGCGUGGAGGCGGCGCUGACCUCGUGUUUUAACAAGGUGUCCUGUUGCUAUGGUUACCGGCUCUUCACCGCCUGUCCGUCAGUCAGAACGUCCGGCACGCCGUCCGCUGCCACGCCUGCAAGAUCCGGUUAA
Perca flavescens (yellow perch) is the source of this 979-nucleotide messenger RNA. Its product is annotated as dystrotelin-like. The coding region runs from base 377 to 979 and encodes 200 amino acids. Gene Ontology annotation, molecular function: calcium ion binding. The transcript has 10 exons. Lineage: Eukaryota; Metazoa; Chordata; Actinopteri; Perciformes; Percidae. Gene Ontology annotation, cellular component: plasma membrane. The record is from RefSeq and is a predicted model, not a curated record. Gene Ontology annotation, biological process: synaptic signaling.